Molecule: messenger RNA, 2185 nt
Organism: Lepus europaeus (European hare)
Lineage: Eukaryota; Metazoa; Chordata; Mammalia; Lagomorpha; Leporidae
Gene: SIM2
Product: SIM bHLH transcription factor 2
Exons: 11
Coding region: 68-2185 (705 amino acids)
Biological process (GO): regulation of transcription by RNA polymerase II
Molecular function (GO): RNA polymerase II transcription regulatory region sequence-specific DNA binding; DNA-binding transcription factor activity, RNA polymerase II-specific; protein dimerization activity
Source: RefSeq, a predicted model, not a curated record
GCAGCCCGAGCGGGGCUCCGCGGGCCUGCAGCGCCGCCGGGUCUAAUAUGCCCAGAGCCGAGGCGCGAUGAAGGAGAAGUCCAAGAAUGCGGCCAAGACCAGGAGGGAGAAGGAAAAUGGCGAGUUCUACGAGCUGGCCAAGCUGCUCCCGCUGCCGUCGGCCAUCACCUCGCAGCUGGACAAAGCGUCCAUCAUCCGACUCACCACGAGCUAUCUGAAGAUGCGCGCCGUCUUCCCCGAAGGUCUAGGAGACGCCUGGGGACAGCCCAGCCGCGCCGGACCCCUGGACAGCGUCGCCAAGGAGCUGGGAUCGCACUUGCUGCAGACUCUCGAUGGAUUUGUUUUUGUGGUAGCAUCUGAUGGCAAAAUCAUGUACAUAUCCGAAACGGCUUCUGUGCACCUGGGCUUGUCUCAGGUGGAGCUCACGGGCAACAGCAUCUACGAGUACAUCCACCCCUCCGACCACGACGAGAUGACGGCUGUGCUCACGGCCCACCAGCCUCUCCACCACCACCUGCUCCAAGAGUACGAGCUAGAGAGGUCGUUCUUCCUCCGAAUGAAGUGUGUCUUGGCGAAGAGAAACGCGGGCCUGACUUGCAGCGGAUACAAGGUCAUCCACUGCAGCGGCUACUUGAAGAUCAGACAGUACAUGCUGGACAUGACCCUGUAUGACUCCUGCUACCAGAUCGUGGGGCUGGUGGCCGUGGGCCAGUCGCUCCCACCCAGUGCCAUCACGGAGAUCAAGCUGCACACUAACAUGUUCAUGUUCAGGGCCAGCCUCGACUUGAAGCUGAUUUUUCUGGAUUCCAGGGUGACCGAGCUGACGGGCUAUGAGCCACAGGAUCUGAUCGAGAAGACGCUAUACCACCAUGUGCACAGCUGCGACGCCUUCCACCUGCGCUAUGCGCACCACCUCUUGCUGGUGAAAGGCCAGGUCACCACCAAGUACUACCGGCUGCUGUCCAAGCUGGGCGGCUGGGUGUGGGUGCAGAGCUACGCCACGGUCGUGCACAACAGCCGCUCGUCCCGGCCCCACUGCAUCGUGAGUGUCAAUUAUGUCCUCACGGAUAUCGAAUACAAGGAACUGCAGCUGUCCCUGGACCAGGUGUCCACGUCCAAGUCCCAGGACUGCUGGAGGGCCGCCUUGUCUACCUCACAGGAAACUAGGAAGUUAGCUAAGCCCAAAAGCACGAAGAUGAAGACGAAGCUAAGAACAAACCCUUACCCUUCCCAGCAAUACAGCUCGUUCCAAAUGGACAAACUGGAAUGCGGCCAGCUCGGAAACUGGAGAGCCAGUCCCCCAUCCAGCGGCCCGGCUCCCCCAGAACAGCAGCUCCAUUCAGAGAGCAGCGACCUUCUGUACGCGCCCUCCUACGGCCUGCCCUUCUCCUACCACUACGGACACUUCCCCCUGGACUCGCACGUCUUCACCAGCAAAAAGCCCAUGCUGCCGGCCAAGUUCGGGCAGCCCCCGGGCUCCCCGUGCGAGGUGGCACGCUUCUUCCUGAGCACGCUGCCAGCCAGCGGCGAGUGCCAGUGGCAUUACGCCAGCCCCCUGGUGCCCAGCAGUGCUUCUCCAGCUAAGAGCCUUUCAGAGCCCCCCCUGGCCGCUGCUCGGCACAGCCUCGUGCCAAACUACGAAGGUGGGUCGGGUUUGCUCGUGGUGGGCGGGGGAGGCCCAGGAGUGGCCAGGGGCCCGCAGCAGUGGGAGCAGCGGCCGCGGCGUGGCGCGCCCGCCGCCGCCGCCGCCUCGCGCAGGUUCGGCGAGGACAACGCGCCCCCGCCGCCGCCCCCGCCGCCGCCGAGCUUCCCGAGCUGCGGCCGCUACCGCGAGGAGUCUGCGCUGGGCCCGGCCAAGGCCGCCCGGGACGCGGCGCGCCUGGCGCUGGCCCGCGCGGCGCCCGAGUGCUGCGCGCCGCCGGCCCCGGAGCCCCCAGGCGCGCCGGCGCAGCUGCCCUUCGUGCUGCUCAACUACCACCGCGUGCUGGCCCGGCGCGGGCCGCUGGGGGGCGCCACCGCCGCCGCCGCCGCGCCCGGCCUGGGCUGCGGCCCCGGCGGCCCCGACGCGGCCGGCGCGCUGCGGUCCCGGCUCCCGAGCCCCGCGGCCGGCGCCGCCGCCCCGCCACCCGGCGCGCCGCGGCCGCACUACCUGGGCGCCUCGGUGAUCAUCACCAACGGCAGGUGA